AGAAGUUUAAAGAAUAUGAUUUUUUCUCGAUGUUUUAACAUUUUCUUAAUUACACUUUAACACAUACAUGCAAUUUGCAAUCAAGAAAAUGUUACUUUCAGUGACACUUUAGUGAAAUUUUAUCAAUGCUUUCAAAACGUAUAUUUUUCGGAUGUUGCGAAAAUUUCACGAUCGAUAUUUCAGAUGUAGCAAUCAAUGUAUGUAGCACAGCGUAUCUCAGAACUUUCACUUUACAAGGAGAAAGAACUGGAAGUAGUAGGGGAACUAAGAAAUUUAGACUGAGUUCUGAUACGAAUCUAGAAGGUUAGCGUACAGCGAUCAGUAUUAUCUUGUAAUAUUUGUUAAAUUGAUUAGUAAUUGGUUAACGAUAACGAUUAAUAAUUGUUUCAUCAAAAGAAACUUUAAUUUUACAUUAUUUUCAAAAUUUCUUACUAUUAAACAAGAAAACAAAUUUCACAUCUGGUAAUUUAUCAUGGCGAAUUUUUCCUCUUGGCUGACGAUGAUAGCGUUAACAACAGUUGCUAUCUUUUUUUUCACUCUAAUCGAUAAAAGUACAGCUAUACUCGCGGAACCUCAAGCACCUAAUUUUCAAUAUUUCGAACGACCAAAAUAUCGCUAUCCUUAUUAUGACGAAAAUGGUAAAGGAAAACUGCUCUAUGGUUAUGGUGGACCGGAAUUAUAUCAAUACAAAACUUAUAGUCUUCUUGAAGGAAUUCAUUAAAUGAUCAUUUUUGUUAAAUUCUUAGAAAAUUGAAUAUAAAAUAUCUGUAUACAUAUAACGUAACAUGUAUGAACAUGGUGUGAUUAAUUCAUUAAUAUAUUGAAACAUUAAUUCAAAUAUAUCUGUAUAAUGUAAUAUACGAGUAUCUUUUCGAUGGCACAAUUGAAUUAUGUUACUCGAAUAUAAAUUAGCUAUUAUGCUAUUUGAGGAAAUAGUAUAUUCGUUGUUGGUGCAAUUUGCAUUAUAUUACUUUGCUAUCGAAAGGAUACGUUCGCAAUCGUGGAAUUAAUAAGGAACAUUAUAAGAGCAUUUAUUUUCGUCGAUUACAACUGUAUAAUAAAUGCAAUCGAUUUGUGUAUGGCUGAUUUU
Atta colombica is the source of this 1090-nucleotide messenger RNA. RefSeq lists its product as uncharacterized. The transcript has 3 exons. The record is from RefSeq and is a predicted model, not a curated record. Lineage: Eukaryota; Metazoa; Arthropoda; Insecta; Hymenoptera; Formicidae. Bases 473 to 721 code for a protein of 82 amino acids.